Molecule: messenger RNA, 2732 nt
Organism: Thunnus maccoyii (southern bluefin tuna)
Lineage: Eukaryota; Metazoa; Chordata; Actinopteri; Scombriformes; Scombridae
Exons: 7
Coding region: 250-2556 (768 amino acids)
Source: RefSeq, a predicted model, not a curated record
UUUAGCUCAUGAAGGUACGUUCCUGCAGCAACAGAAAACACAGAACAUCACUUUUUGUUAUUGCACCUUUCAGAGAGACUUCCUGAUCACCUUUUUGAUCUGCUUCAGUUUUACGGAAGCCACUUGCAGCGGUAACAGAUGAGACUUACUUCAUGCGCUCUUCCUUUCCGAGAGAAGAGAUUAUCUGUGGCAAUGCAGUAAUGUUUGUCUUGAUAUAACUAAGAACUAUUGCUUUGUCUAUUUGCAAAGAUGGAACAAAGUUUUGCUGAUCUUCUUUCUGAUGCAUUUGCAGAGACAUCUGUUCCAUCGUUCCCUGAUGGAGAUUUGGACUUUGAGAAUUUAAAUUUUGAUGAAAAGUUUGAUGAAGACAAGAUAGGCAUCUCUCAUGAAAACUUGCCAACAAAGGAAGUCAGAGCUCUGCACCAGGAAGCAACUGGUGACACAGUUUUGUCAAGCAAAGCAACUUUAGAUACAUGCAUGGCUGAAAAUGUUGAUGAAGAGCUGUCUGAUGCCAAGGAGGAUUUUCAAGGUGCAGGAGUCAUGAGCGUGGACAAAACGCCAGAGGAGGAGUACACAAGCUCAGAUGGGGAAUCCGAAGAGGAAGGUUCUGUCUCUGGAGGGGAUGAAGAUGAUGAAGAAGAGGAUAAGGGGACGGGAGAGAGGCCAGGGGAUUUGCUGAUGUCGGUUCACUGUGGUGACGAGUUCCAUGAUGGUAAUAAAGAGGACAGGAUCUUUGCUGAGGGACAACCUCUGGCUCCGGAGAGUACUGAAAACCCUCAAGUUAGAAACGAGGAGCAAGGUGAGAGUGAUGAGGAGGUGUCCUACUUUGAGAGAGUCCCUGGACGUGGCAGUGAGGUGAUAAUAAAAGGUGAUGAGAUUGAAGAGGAUGAGCAAGAGGGAGAGGAAAAGAAGCAAGAUUCAUCUGAUUCUGAGUGUGAGGUCAUGAAAAUUGAACAAGAGCAACAUUUUCUUGCUCAGUGCUUUGAGCAGGAGGUUGAAAAUCCUUACAGAGAUGAGCCGGCAAAAACCACUUUGGAGUUUCCAGAUUUAUCAGUGGAAAAUCUGCAGGAUCUCAUUGCUGAAGUUGACACUGAAGAAAAUGUGGAGAAAAUGAAAGAUUUCUCAGGGGAGGAGCACCAAGAGGCAGGGGAAAGCUUUGCAGAUUAUCCCUCAGACUUUUCUUCAUGCGAAUAUGUAGAAGAUGGAGACAAAAAUCAAGAAAAUUAUCAGUUAAAUGCUUCAUCAUGUGCAUCCGGCCUCAGUUCAAAUGCAAAGCAGAGCACCGGCCUGGAAAGAGCAGUGACAGAUGUAACAUGGACGGAAAAAGCUGAGGACACUGAUGAGGAGGGAGAUGGGUAUCUGUACAGCAGAGAUUUAGAGAUGGAUGCUGAUAGGUUCAGGGGCCAGGGUGAGGCAAGUGGAGAAAAAAUAGAGUAUGUGGAGCGCGUGAUAGGCGAUGCAGCGGUGACAGGGUGUGAUGAUGGAAGUGAGACGAGUGAGAGUGACUCCUACAGCUCCAGUGACGAUGAGGUCCGAGUGAGGAGAAGUGAUGAGGAAUUCUCAUAUAACAUGAGUCUACAAGAUCCCGAAAACAACAAGCAACUGGAGGACACUCGUCUUUACAGUGGGAGCAGUGCAGAGUUCUCCAGGUGGAGCGUCUCUGAGGACCAUCACGUCAGGCAUUACUACGACAGACCAGAUUCAGCAGCUUUCAACGUUAGCUGGGACCUCAACGUCUUAACAGCUGACUCCCCUCUUUUUCAAGACCUGCUAACCAAAGAGGACACAGACGGAGCGGAAAUACUGUCUUCAGAUUUGACUCAGUGUCCUGCAGAAGACGUCAGCAACUACUCAGCAGUUCAGAGAGAGGGUGCUACAACCACAAGCCCUUCUAACCAGGGAUCCCUGGAUGACAGCUUCUUCUUCAACACUGAACUUGAAGCCUCUGGGAUCUCUGAGCUGGGACAAUUAGGAGAUGACGAGUACGAAGACGACAGGAACUGGGAACAAGAACAGGAGAGAAUCAAGGCUUUCUACAGGUUUUACGAUGAUAGCAACGGGGAGAAUGGAAGAGAGGGGAGGCAGAUAAAAGUGCAGUUUUGUACAGAUCCAUUGUCUGAAGUCAUUCACUAUGAAACUGAAAGCAGCGACAGAGAUUCACUCAGCAGCUCUACAGAGGGGGAGGAGGACCUGAACUCUGCAGAAACAACUGAGCACCAAUCCAUGGCAUAUAUGCGUGGUGGGACGGGUGAGGGGGACCCAAGAUGUACCCCCCCUACCAACGGGCCUGCUGCUUUGUCUUUGCCCACGCAGGAAUUGAGGGAGCCUGACAACACCCCGCAAGUGGAACCAGCUUGUGAUCCCUCAAACUUUCAGCUACCAGAGAGUGCACCAGAUCUCAGCAACACACAGAUUUGCACCAGAAAACACAAGUGUCUCAACAUGCUGAAGCUGACACUGAAGAUGGGUCUGGUGAUACUGAUGGGACUGCUGAUGUUCUGGUUGGCCACAGACCAGGCCGACUGGCUCAGCCAAGUUGACUUCUUUGAGGGCUAAAGCUAAUUUUUGGUCAUUAAAACUUGUUUAUAUGCUUACAAAUGAUGAAAGAAAAAAAAAGAGACAAUAUUAAAUUGUAAAAAUACAUUGUAAAGUGAUAGAGGCUGAAAGUUGUGACCUGACAUCUGUAAUAUGCAAUUUUGUGUUAAAUAAAUAUCUAUCUUUGUUAAAAAUCA